CUGGUUUGUUUUCAAGAUGGCCGUCGAAGGCGAAAGCCUCGAGUCGCUUCUUAACAAAGCGACCAACCCUGCUAGCCGAGAUGAAGAUUGGGACCAUAUCAUGGCGUUCUGUGACCAGAUCAACAAGGAACUGGAGGGGCCACAGAUCUCUCUGCCCUUACUGGCUCACAAAAUACAGUCCCCACAGGAGCAAGAAGCACUGCUGGCAUUGACGACUGUUGAAGCCUGUGUAAAAAAUUGUGGCAAAUUGUUUCAUCAAGAACUGGGAAAGUUUCGAUUUUUAAAUGAAAUGAUUAAAGUUGUAUCACCAAAAUAUUUAGGUAACAGAACCACAAUGAAAGUGAAGAAAAGAUGUAUAGAGCUAAUAUACAGCUGGAGCAGGGGAUUGCCACAUGAAUCCAAGGUUUUAGAAGCUUACCAAAUGUUGAAACAGCAAGGUAUCGUCAAGGAAGAUCCAACAUAUCUGGAUAAGGCUGCUGAUGCUGUGGUCCCAUCAAAAGCCAGAACAGCAUCAUUUGAAGAUGAGGAGAAAUCUAAGUUAUUAUCCAAGUUAUUGAAGAGUAAAAAUCCUAACGAUCUUCAGGCUGCUAACAGACUGAUCAAGAAUAUGGUAAAACAAGAUGAAUCAAGAAUGGAGAAAGUUUCGAGGCGUAUUAACGAAUUGAAAACUAUCACCAUCAAUGUAAAAUUAUUAAAUGAAAUGGUGUCUCAUUUUAAACCUGAGGCAUCGUCACAGUCCGAUAGAGAUAUGAUGAAGGAGCUGUAUGAAUCUUUAGAGAAGCUACGCCCGAACCUUUUCAGACUAGCUAGUGAUGCUGAUGAGAAAGAUAAUGAUGGAAUCUCGGAGAUAUUGAGUUGUAAUGAUGAAGUAAUGAAGGCUAUGGGCGAGUAUAAGAAGACGGUGGAGGGUGUGUCAGAAGACAAUAGUGAAACAGCUAAAGCCAAUACAUCAGCCCUGCUUGAUCUUGCACUGGACCAGUCCAGUCCAUCCCAGCCGAUGACCAGUCAGUCCGAAGGCAAUGCAGACAUUUCCCUCAUAUUGGAUGGCCAGUUUCAGUCUCUAGGUUUACAAGAUCCUCAGCCGUCUGACAGAUCUGACUCAUUACUGGCAGAUCUUAACGACAUAUUUGGAGCAACAUCUCAAACAUCUAGUGUGACAUCUGGUAUGGCGUUACCCACCAGUAACAUGAGCCAGCCUGUAAAUCCGGGCCUCCAGAUGGGGGGCCCAGGGAUGAUGCUGACUAACCCCCAAGGCCCCGUCAUGGCACAACUACCGACACAGCCACAGGGACCGGCCGUGCUGCAGGCUAAUCAGGCCACGACCAGCAUGUUCUCCUCUCCCUCCCUGCUAUCUCAGCACCCCUCACAGAUGACAAGUCCCAUGACCAUGGGGGCAGGUCAAGGUACUUUACCAGCUGUAAAUGUGAACGCCUCAGCCCAGGUUUUGAACACUCUCGCCUCCAAAGGAAUGGCCGACCUGGACCUGCUCGGACAAGAUCUGAUGCAGCAGAGUCUACCUAAAGAGGCUAAAAUUAUACCACAAGAAGUUGUACCUCAACCAAAGUUGACAUUAAACCAAAUAGCAUCCAAAGGUACAACUGGGACAAACAAUACCGCGGCUAACUACAGCCAGUUCGGGUUAUCCAGCCAACCAGCCUCCGUCAACACCACGGCAACCAUUCCAACCUUUCCCCCAGUCCCCCAGGUGUCCCCUGCCAAAAUUACCUCCCAGGAAAUACUCUCUCUAGCCGAUAUAUUUGUACCUUUGGAGAAGAUACAGCCAAGUUCAUUGGCUCCUGUGAAUGCGUACGAUAAAAACGGCCUGAAGAUGGUGAUACACUGCGGGAAGGAUCGCCCGCGGGAUGAUGUAUCUGUGAUGGUGGUGUCUGUUAUCAGUACCAAUACAAACCCGGUGAAAAACUUCAGCUUCCAAGCAGCUGUACCAAAGGUGAUGAAAGUAAAACUGCAGCCACCCUCGGCCACUGACCUUCCAGCCUACAACCCUAUCCUGCCCCCGGCAGCCAUUACUCAAGUCAUGCUCUUUGCAAAUCCACACAAGGAAAAUAUUCGGUUAAAAUUCAAGAUAACGUAUGUGGCAGGCGUGGAGACACAUUCUGACGUAGGGGAGGUGGACACGUUUCCAAUCCAGUGAGAAUAAUGUAAGGCAAUGAAGACCACUACAGCCGUCUAGAUUGUAUGAUGUCAGUGUGGCCGCGACAAUAAAUUACUACACUAGAAGGCCAGGCUGGAAAGGAAACACUACAGGUGUCUAGAUUGUAUGAUGUCAGUGUGUCCGCGACAAUAAAUUACUACACUAGCAGGCCAGGCUGGAAAGGAAACACUACAGUUGUCUCGAUUGUAUGAUGUCAGUGUGGCCGCGACAAUAAAUUACUACACUAGUAGGCCAGGCUGGAAAGGACACACUGCAGUCUGAACACAACAACUAAUUAACAAUCUAGAAAAGAUGCAAACCGAACUGAACUUGUCAUCCGUUUCGCUUUAAUACGUAUAGUGUAUGGCUGAUUCAACUACAUCCCAAUUGGUUACUGUAUGCACUUGCUAUAAUUGGUCGAACAGACAAGAAUUUGACGAUAAAGCAAUGCGGCCCGUGGCCUGUUCAGCCCAUCAGGAAACUGAAGUGGACAAUGUACUGAUUGAAUGUGAAUGGAUAAAAUAAAUAUUAACGCAACUGUAAGUUGUGAAUCUGACCAGUCAAAUUGAACAGAAUUACAUUUGAUUGGUCAGUGAAUCUGACCGGUCAAAUUGAACAGAAUUACAUUUGAUUGGUCACAGACCAAAGUACGGCUUGGAAUAUAUAUGUACAUUAUGAAAAAUGAGUCGUUUGGGGAGAGAGGGGGGGGGGGUAUGGAAGGGUGAAACCAGUGCUUGCUCAGAUCAAACAAACCACCCCGCUGAAUGUGGUAUUAGACAGUACUGUUUGCAUGUGCUGUUCUGUGUAAAUAAAAAGUGCUAGUUUAUCGGUGAAAUCCCAAUAGUUUGUUUAUGGUAAUACACCAUUACAUGAUAAAUCUUCGCUAGUUUUUAACAAUUGAAUGAAUUCUUCUGUACCGCUCAAGACUACAGAAACUGGCAUAUUUUUUCCCACAAUUUAUUUCCACCUCCUUUUCAUCCUUCAACAAGACGGUAAAUUUUAAAUAGUUAGCAGUUCUAGAUAUUAAGCAUACAUGAACAAUUCCAAAAUUGGGCAAAUAUGUUUAAAAAAAAACUGAAGGUGAAAACAUGGCUUGGUGAAAGUAUCACAACUUGUUGUGGAAGUUUUUUUUAACAUAAUCACAAUACAAAUGUGGAUUUUGUUUUUUGGUUUUGGUCCAGAGGUAGAUUUUUUUAAUGAUAGUCUACAAGCUUGUUUCUUUGUGAAAAGCCCCAUUUUCUCAUUUACAAAAUGUAGUUUAUAAACAUAAUACUGCUUUAGAAGGAUGGCUUUUCUUUAAUUUCCUGUUGUGCCUAGAUUAAAUUUCUUAACCUAUAGAAGGAAAGCAAAAUACUUUGUUGAAAUUCUUGUCCAUCCGUGAGAUUGCUGGUAAUGAUAACAGCAUGUAUUCGAGAGAAUUUUUCUGUCCUAAUCUGUUGGCGAAUAUUUUGCCUUUAUUUGAGAACAAGCUGAAGACCUCAGCAGUUCUUUACAUCAUACAGAGUAUAAGGAAAUAUUUUAUGAAAAUAUUUUCCAUUUAGUUAUUUCUGGAGAAAAACUGGAUCAUAUAAUGGCAGGUAGUUUUGAUUUGAAAAUAACUGGCAUUAAACUGAAAAUAGAUGGAAAAGGACAACUAAAGUUAAAACUAAACUAUCCAACUUAAAAAAAAGUUGAAAAUAAAUGUCUGAGGUAAAAAGCUGUCACGACCACCAAAGUGUCACUCUUCGUACUGCAGUGAUGGUUUAACCAAGAAGACAUCCCUGCCUCCUGGUCUUUGUAACUCCAUAUGUAAUAUACUGCAGGGUUUUUCUUUCCGAAGUUUCUGAUUUCGGAGUGAUACUUGCUAUUAAGUAGUGUAAAAUAGUUGUGAUUUUCAAACUACAUUUCAAACCUUGCUAUAAACGUCCACCAAUAGUAAUAGCUAUAGAUCUAGAGAUUGUCUGUAUAGCCAGGCUGAUUCUAGUCCGAAGAGUUAGGUUUGUGUUUAUAACCUUUUCAGCUUGAAUGAAUCUGUCACGGCCAGGGAUAACACAAUUUUUGAAAAUUAUAAAUAUUUCAGAUGGUCCUUUCCAGUUUGCCAUGGAUUGGAUCUUUGGAUUGGAAAUAUUUAAUGGUUUUGAACUUAUCAUCAGUUCUAAAAAUAUUUCCAUAAGAUUUUUUCAUCCCAUUUUCAUAUUAAUUCGGUUUAUUUUGGGUAUUUGUAGAUAAAUGAUAUGCUACACCUAGACUUGAGGAAAUGUAUUGAACAAAACCACAGACUAGGGGCCUGUUCUUUUAUGCUGACCAACCGAUUUGUCUGUUUUUAAAUGUAACAUUUUCUGGUAUUAAUCCGGGCAGACAUGCAUAUGUUUAUGCAAGACUUUGUCAUGGCUCGAAUGAAAGCAGCAUCAGAUUCUAGGUCCGACCUUAUUUCAUAAACGAAUAACUUGUGUCCAACUGGACCAGACGUUUGGAUCGCGAUAAACGAAAGCGGCCCAGGUGCCUCAUUAUAAUGGUCAUAAAUUAGUACGCAGUCGAGCUUUGGUUAUCCAGUCACCUACAGCUUGACUUCAGGAUAUUCUCUUGCUUUUUUCCAAAUUACCUCUGUACAGUAAAUCCCUUCGUUUAACAAAUGCUUUUCAUUGCAAUUGAGAUGGUGCUAUUUCAAUAUUAAUAGUUCUAUAUCUACUGUAUUAAUAUUAGUGAGAUGUUUAAUUGGCAAAUGCAUCUCCAGGCAAACAAACACGAAAAUAAAUCUCUUGCGAAAAUACAGUAAUUAACAGCUAUCUGUCGUCUAGUUAGCUGGGAACAAAAGUGGCUGCAAUAAUAUAGGUCUAUUGUGUAUACCAGUGUUUUACAACCAUCAUAUGUUGAUGUGUCUGGGCCCCUGUGAUUAAAACUAAUAUAAACGGUAGUAGUUGGCCAAGUGGUAAGAAAUGUUGUUUUACGCCGCCGACAGAAGUUGUACAUAUAUUUAUGAGAACAAAUAGGGAGUUGGUUGAUGAUGUUUAAUCUCAGAUGUAUUAUAAUGCUGUAUUAUCUGUUAUUUAAAAGUCAUUGGGGACAGAGUGAAGUUAGAGAAACGUCGAUCUAUCAUCAUUAUAAGUCACAAGCCGUUGGAGGGAUCAUUAUGAAAACAGGCCUUGUGUAAACAUAGAGGGAAUUGAAGAAUGGAUGUGGAUCGAAAGUAGUGAGAUUUUGUUUUCAAGUGCAAUAUGUGUAAAAAUGAUUAGCAGUUAACCUUAUUUAUUUUAUAACUAUUUCAUAUGGGAGGAAACCCAAGUACAUGAACUUGGUGAAAACUGGCAUGGUCAGACAGUGACCCAAUACCGAGGUCGUUGCCCCAUACUGAGAUCAUCUUGGUGAAAAGAAAGUACUCCAAACACUGUGUCACCUGACCACCCAAAAAAUCAAUUUGUAGCAACAGGAAUGUAGUAUAUUGAUCUAGUAUUAGUGUGAGGGUUUUCCAUCUUUUUAUUGAACACAUUAGAAUAUAUGCUUUUGAUAAUCAUUUAGAUAUCGCCAUUAUUGAAUUAAAAAGUUCUACAUUAAGUUGUAAGUUUUUUGUUAUACAAGCAGGUGAAUUACAUGUGGGGAAAGUUUCAUUGAUCGCAUUUUCUGCGAAAACCAAACCAAGUAUUUCAAUCAUUAUAAAAAUAAAAUAUACGAAGAGCAAAAAUUAUAGUUACCUAUCUUUAGCAGUGUAUUAUGUAAUGGAAGAAUGAUUCUCAUAAAAUUUGUGAUAGACUGCAGUGAUACAAAACAGGAAAAAAACCUUAUAAUCAGAACUGUGUUUUGGUGAGAAAGUGAUGUAUUUGAAUGUGAAGUUAUGUAUGUUAUUAUUGAUAUAAGAAACAUCUGUUUCACAAUAAAUGUGUACAUUUAAUCUU
Messenger RNA from Mizuhopecten yessoensis (Yesso scallop), 6021 nucleotides. Its product is annotated as ADP-ribosylation factor-binding protein GGA1-like. The coding region runs from base 17 to 2152 and encodes 711 amino acids. Gene Ontology annotation, biological process: intracellular protein transport; vesicle-mediated transport. Gene Ontology annotation, molecular function: ubiquitin binding; phosphatidylinositol binding; small GTPase binding. Gene Ontology annotation, cellular component: trans-Golgi network. The transcript has 17 exons. The record is from RefSeq and is a predicted model, not a curated record. NCBI's taxonomy places the organism in Eukaryota, Metazoa, Mollusca, Bivalvia, Pectinida, Pectinidae.